Bemisia tabaci is the source of this 3638-nucleotide messenger RNA. The record is from RefSeq and is a predicted model, not a curated record. Lineage: Eukaryota; Metazoa; Arthropoda; Insecta; Hemiptera; Aleyrodidae.
UAACUGGUGAAUAAACUUCAGGACUCGAAGCACUUUGUAUAAUGAGCUAUCGGGGGAGAGGAUCAUACCGUGGCUCCAGCUCUCGAGGAGGAUGGGGUGGUGAAAGCCGCGGAAGAAGUAAUCGCAAUGGAGGCCAUUUCUUCAAAGAACCUUCAUCAAGCUACAAACCAUAUCAUGGGGAACGAGAAAAAUUUCCAAGUUAUCGCGGAGACUCGCACUAUUCCUCUAGGGGUAGACAGCAUGAUUCGUACACUCCAAGGCAUGAACGAUCUCAUAGAGGACCAUCUCCAGAUCGGAAACGGAUGCGCACAGAUUCGUACACAUCUGUGGGAAGUUCCCAUAGCAGAGACUAUGAUAGUUAUGGUGGAAGAUAUGGAGAAUCCUCUUCCAACGACAGAAUGGUAUUCAGAGAAGAAAGGCGAAGUUUGCGUGGUGACCGUAGGUCAUCAGAGUAUCCAGUGCAUCGAAAGUCUGGACCUCCGUCUCACACAGAGACCUCACCAAGAUUCACAUCGCCGCGGGGUGGAAGAGGCUCUAGAGGAAGUUAUCGUGGACGUUCUUCCAGUUUCCGAGGCUCAGUGCGACCAUCUUACACCAAGCCCAUUAGCACCCCCAGGUCAUCUUCCACUGUUAUGAGAAGAUAUCGCCCUGAGUAUUCGACUCGUGGAAGGUCAGCGUUGCUAAAAAAAAGAAAAGAAUUGGAAAUCAUUCAGAAGUACAAAAGACUUAAGCUGCAGCGUUUGAGGCUACGGAAGGCUUUUCUUGCCAAAAAAACCUUGGGAAGCAAAGGAGAUGAUUCCAACGAAGAAGGGAAGGAGGAAGCAGAAGAAGAUGCAGAUGAAAACGAGGAAAUAGAGGAAGAAAUUGAGGAAGAAGUUGAAGAAGAAGUCGAGGAAGAAGCAAAAGAAGAAGAAAUAGAAACGGAAACAACUGAUAAAGACAAAGAAAAAGAAAAAGAUGAUGAAGGAGAAGAAAAACCGAAACCCAAAGUAAAAAAAGUUGUGAAGAAAAUCGUCAAAAAAGUAGUAAAGAAGCCUGCUAAAGCACCCACAGCUAACGGUCCAGUCAAGAAAGAAGGAGCAUCAGAAAAAUCUAGUAAGGAUGUACCUGCGGAAAAAAAGGUCACAAAAGAAAGCAGCCCAGUCAGGAAGACUGCCACAGGGCGGCCAUUUAUUCGCCUAGAAUGUCCUCAGUGCAAGGAUCGCUAUGUUACCUUCCGCGAUUAUGAAGAUCAUCUGCGCUCUGGCAAGCACAAAUCAGCGAUGCGCAACAGGUCCAUGGAAUUGAAAAAGAAGCUUGCUCGAAUUCGCCUGCAACAACGGGACGAGCAGCGUGAAAUCGAUGAGAAACUGGCUGCGGAAGGAGAAACCUUCAAAACUAUGUUUUGUGAAACUUGCAAACUCAUCUUCAAGCAGAGGAGGAUGGAUCAUAAUGAUUCAGAUAACCACAAGAAAACAAAAAUCCUGUUGAAUCCCUACUGCAAGUGUUGCCGUAUUCGGUUCCUGAGUCCCAUGGCGUUUGAAGCUCAUAUUGCCUCACUCGACCACAUCCAGCACAAAGCACGGUCUGAAGCAUACGAAGAAAAAAUGAAGCAGAAGAAAGCGAAAGAACAAGAGGAAGGCAAGGCUGUUAAUAUGGAUAACUUCAUGGUCCUUGACUCUGUUGGUUCAGGGGAUGAAUCUGGUGAUGAUACAGAAGAGAAAACCGAAAAUAAAGAUGGAACUACAGAAGAGGGUAAAGAGGUGAAAAAGAAGAAAUCUAAACCCAUCAAUCUUGGAAGUGAAUUCUGCAGAAAAAUUGAGGUCUACUACUGUGAGUUGUGCAGGAUGCAAGUUCCGAGGUCUACCACCCUGGAAAUGGCCCUUGCUUUACACUGUCGCAAUCGGUUGCAUUUGAAGAAGUUCAUCCGAGCUCGAGAUGACAAAGCCUUGCGCAAGAAAGCCGAAAAGAUUCAUCGGGAAAAAGAAGAAAGUGAGAAGAAAGAAAAGAAGGUUGUCGAAGUGAAGAAAGAGAAAAUGGAUGGUGAAAUAAGUGAAAACAUCUCUGUGGAAGAGAGACCUAUUAAGCAAGAAGAGGAAUGCGACUCUGAAGCUGAAGGAAAGUUCUGGAAAGAGAUAGAAUCGGACCUACCAGAUAUCUCGGAUGACGUCGAAAACAAAUCCUCCGAUGAUGAGGAUGGUUCCAACAGCAGAUACGACCGCUUCAAUACCAACAAUGAUGACAAGCCACUCAAAACAGAUUCUUGCACUGUGGAUGAGAAAGAAACAACAGAGGAGGCGGCUGUAGAGGAGGAGGAAGAGACUAAAGAAGAAACCGAAUCAAAGGAAGUUGAGACAUAGAAUUAGUUAAAGCUUGUAAAUUAUCUCAGUCUGUUUAACGGACUCAGGUUUAUUAUGUCAGGGCUUAUAUUUAAGGCUUGAAGAAGUUCAGUGUGAACUUUUUUUGCAUGAUUCACUCGCAUGAUAGAAUUUUUUAUUUAAGAAGUGAAACAAUUUUAAGAAAUAAGUCUAUAAUCAUCAAAACAACUUAAUUUUUUUAGUAAAUCAUACAUUUUAAGACUGAAACAGUGAUUUAUCAUUGAUCUCUGGAUCGCCGUUGGAAUUAAAACAAAUAGUUAAUUCUCAAUAAAAUAAAAAAAAUGAAAAAUCUGAAUAUAUUCUGAAAUAAUUUUUGACCAAGGAAUGCAAUAUUAUCAAGUCAAUGGCUUCGAGGUAAUUUAUUCUAUGAUCUGUGUGUAAAAUUUAAUUUACUUCAGUGUUGCAAUUCUAAAUGUUUAUUUUAAUUUAAAUCUAGAAAAUCAGAAAGCAAGAAGAAAACAGAAUGUACCUCGAAAUUCAGACCAGUAACUAACUCCAUCUGAUAAUACUUCUCAUUUGAACACUCUUUGACAAAAAUCAGGGAAAUGUUGGAGUACUUUUAAGAAUGGUGAAGGUGGUUAGAGAAUUUCUACGGCAAUCUGGAUGACUCUUCGGGCAAUCUCUAGAGGAGUCCCUCUUAAACCAGGCAUGUGUCUCAAAUCCUGCUUUAAAAUACAUGUCUCUCUGUUCAAUGUUUAAAAGUGAGCAGAAAAAAUCUGAUUAUUUGAAGGCAUUACUUUCUAUCAAAAGCAAAAAAUUAUGUACAGACAACAAGUAGGUAUUCUACUCGUCUCAGCAUAUGUCGCUGGCAAGAUCAACAAUUGAGCAAUGUUGAAGCUUUCUUAGAACAAAAAUAGAUGUUUUUGCAGUCUCAAGAAAGCAUUCUUGUGGUUUUGACCCUCCUUAGUUCCUGAAACUGACAAAAUAAGUACCAAUACUUAACUUUAUUGUGGAUAUUUUCGUUGCGACAGUGUUUUGUCCUGAUUACCUUUUUUUUUUAGCUUAGAAGCACAAUUUUGUAGAUAGGAAAAGGUAAGAUGCCUAAUUUAGCCAUGUUUGAUAAUAUUUUGGGUGCGCCCAGCCAAUCUCCUGCUUGAACAAGUUCAGCUCUAGAAGUCACUUAAUGACCUUAAAUUAAUCCAUGUUGAUUUACUUACUGAAGCCUCAUUUACAUUAUAAGCUGUAUGUUUUAUUUUACCAUGAGACUGUUUCAUCUCUUCAUAAUCUUUAUAUCUCUCCUGUAUUCAUUACAAUUGGAGAAUAAAAUAAGUUUCCCUGUCA